Molecule: messenger RNA, 4478 nt
Organism: Elgaria multicarinata webbii
Lineage: Eukaryota; Metazoa; Chordata; Lepidosauria; Squamata; Anguidae
Gene: NFATC1
Product: nuclear factor of activated T cells 1
Exons: 10
Coding region: 145-2862 (905 amino acids)
Biological process (GO): calcineurin-NFAT signaling cascade; regulation of transcription by RNA polymerase II; cytokine production
Cellular component (GO): transcription regulator complex
Molecular function (GO): DNA-binding transcription factor activity, RNA polymerase II-specific; RNA polymerase II cis-regulatory region sequence-specific DNA binding; transcription factor binding
Source: RefSeq, a predicted model, not a curated record
UUGCCUUCACCUCACUUUCUUUUUACUGAGCGGAUGCCAAGCGGUGAUCCUCUUAAUCAAAUCCUCUUUGCACCUCGAGAUCCAGCCAAGUGGUGAAAGAGAAACUUUUGGUGCGUUUCCAGCCGUCUCAGCAACAGCAGCAGCAUGAAAUCAGCAGAGGAAGAACAUUAUAACUAUGCAUCUUCAAACAUAAAUUCAAGUAUGCCCCUAAGUGUGGCACAUCCUUCAUUGUCAACUCCAUGUCAUGGCCUUCAGACAUCUAAUCCAGUCAUUUCAGUUGUUCCAUCAGCUAAUCAUCCUUCGGCAUAUGGAGGGCAUACUGACAGUAGCACCGGCGGAUAUUAUCUGCCUCCAAAUGUCAGACCUAAUGGAGUGCCAGCAUUAGAAAGCCCUAGAAUUGAAAUAACCUCUUACUUGGGACUGCAUCAGAACAACAACCAGUUCUUCCAUGAUCCUGAGGUCGAGGAGCCCAUCUCCAAUGCAAAGAGACCACCUUCUACUGCUACUUUGAGCUUACCAAACAUUGAGGUGUAUAGAGACCCGACUUGCCUGAGCCCAGCCAGUAGCUUGUCUUCCAGAAGUUGCAACUCAGAAGCAUCUUCCUAUGAAUCCAAUUACUCUUAUCCUUAUACUUCCCCUCAGACAUCUCCUUGGCAAUCGCCGUGUGUAUCGCCCAAGACCACAGACACAGAGGAGAGGUAUCAGCGAAGCUUGGUUGCCUGCACAUUACUGAAUUCACCCAGACAUUCUCCUUCUGCAUCUCCCAGAACGAGCAUUACUGAGGAGAACUGGCUGGUCACCCGUGGCUCUAGGCCGUCUUCUCCGUGCAACAAGAGAAAAUACAGCUUGAACGGGAGGCAGACGUCCUAUUCGCCACACCACUCUCCAACACCCUCUCCCCAGAACUCACCAAGGGUCAGCGUGACUGAUGAGACAUGGCUGGGGAACACGAACCAGUACACCAGUUCAGCCAUUGUCGCAGCUAUCAAUGCCCUCACCACUGACAGCACAAUCGACAUGAAUGAUGGGAUUCCUAUCAAGUCCAGGAAAACUGCUAUCGAUCACACCCCGUCCAUGACGCUCAAGACUGAACCCAGUGGUGAUGAUCAGGGGACCAUAUCACCAACAGCUGACUUAUCACCAGAAGAGUUUCCUGGGUUUCAGCACAUCAGGAAAGGAAAUUUCUGUGAUCAGUAUCUUUCGGUGCCACAGCAUCCCUAUCAAUGGGCCAAAUCAAAGCCACUAUCCCCAACAUCAUACAUGAGCCCUACCUUGCCUGCUCUGGAUUGGCAGUUGCCAUCUCACUCAGGACCUUAUGAACUUCGGAUUGAAGUGCAGCCCAAGUCCCACCACAGAGCCCAUUAUGAGACGGAAGGGAGCCGAGGGGCUGUCAAGGCAUCUGCUGGGGGACAUCCAGUGGUGCAGCUACACGGUUACUUAGAAAGUGAACCGCUCACACUACAGCUGUUCAUCGGCACUGCAGACGACCGCCUGCUGCGGCCCCAUGCCUUCUACCAGGUUCACCGGAUCACUGGGAAGACCGUUUCCACAACCAGCCAUGAAACAAUACUUUCCAACACCAAAGUCUUGGAAAUUCCACUUCUACCUGAAAACAACAUGAGAGCAAUCAUUGACUGUGCUGGAAUACUGAAACUUAGAAAUUCAGAUAUUGAGCUGAGGAAAGGAGAAACUGACAUUGGGAGGAAGAAUACUCGGGUUCGGCUGGUCUUCCGUGUUCAUAUCCCCCAACCUAAUGGGAGAACCCUUUCCCUGCAAGUAGCAUCCAACCCAAUUGAGUGCUCUCAGAGAUCUGCUCAGGAACUGCCUUUGGUGGAGAAGCAAAGUGUUGAUAGCUACCAUGUGAUGGGUGGAAAGAAAAUGAUACUGAGUGGACAUAACUUCCUUCAAGACUCCAAAGUCAUAUUUGUGGAGAAAGCUCCAGAUGGUCAUCACGUGUGGGAAAUGGAAGCCAAAACAGACAAAGAAUUGUGUAAGCCAACUUCAUUGGUGAUUGAGAUACCGCCGUUUCGCAAUCAGAGAAUUACAAGUCCUGUCCAAGUUAAUUUCUAUGUCUGCAAUGGAAAGAGAAAGAGAAGCCAGUACCAGCUUUUCACCUAUCUUCCUGCUAAUGUUCCAAUUAUAAAAACAGAACCCACUGACGACUAUGAGCCUGCUCAAACCUGUGGACCAAGGAACCAAGGAUUAAGUCCUCUCUCCAAACCAUACUAUAGCCAGCAGAUCAUGAUGCCUCCUGAUCCUGGCUCGUGCCUUGUGGCUGGCUUCACUUCCUGUCAGCAGAGAAACACUGUGAUGUCAUCGUCGCCCAGCUCAAGUCCUAAGCUGCAUGAUCUUUCCUCUCCUGCUUACAAGUGCAUCACCAACCCAGGCCACAACCACCUAGGACUUCAGCAGACCGUUGGAGGUGUCCCCACCAUACAGGAAGUGCCAAGGUCUAUAGUUGUGCACCCAAGCUCUCCAGAUCAGUCAUCUCACAUCAUGCUGCAGCCGCAGGUGAGUCAACAUCUGAGCAGUAGCUGUUCCCUUGGUUACCAACAAACACUCUAUCCCAACAGUCCCUCCUCUCCAGUUCCAUCUGUAACCCAAGAGUCAACCUAUUUGCAGUCCUGCAGUCCAACUCACUCAUCCAUAAUGGGUCAGCAGCAACUGCCGAAUGUUCAAAGAAAUGAAUCUCCAGCAGAUCAGCCACUGCCGUUGCCCGAGUUGCGUGAGGACAAUAAUCAUAAUUUGGCCCCUAUUCCUGUAACGAUCAAGCGAGAGCCUGAGGAAUUGGACCAGUUAUACUUGGAUGAUGUAAACGAAAUAAUAAGGAACGACCUCUCCAGCACAAAUGUCCAUUCAUAGCUGGCUAUCUCAAAAUCCAGUUUUAAGCUUAGCUGAGACAUCGGCUUCAGAUAAACAGAAGAUAAUCCCUGGUACCUCUCCGCUCUUCCACUUUGCUGAAUGUUUGGAAUAAUUACCUCUUCCGUGCUUGUGUGUAUGCGUAUGUGUGUGUGUGUGUGUGUGUGUGUGUGAGAGAGAGAGAGAUACACACACACACAUAUACACACACACAUUGAUUGGCUGGCUUCAACGAAGAAAACAACUCCUUUUUAAAACGUCAUCUCAAGGAAAAUGGAUGAAAUGAACUAUAAAGUGAUGUGUUUCAUGGGUUGAAAUAGGAAAUGUAACACAACAGGUGACUGGCUCAAAAACUGAUUGUAUUUCCCUUUGGGCUUUACUGGACUACAACCCUGGAAGUGCCUUAUUUUGCUAGAUUGUGGCAGCAUCAGGACAUUUUAUUGGCAGCUUUGAAUUUGCUGCCAUCCAAAGUAUUUCUAGGCACAGAAACUAUCAAGCAUAUAUUGGAACAAUGUGUUAAAAGACUGUCUGCUGGUAUGGGUAGGGGAAAAAAACCCUACUGAAAGUAAAAUAUGUGUCUGAAUUCCAGGAUUCUUCAACUUUCCCCUUGAACUGUUUUUGAUAUCCUGUUGCCUUAUUCCUGAUGCAUUUUUUUUUAAAAAAAACCAAAUUGUCAUCUCAGCUUUAUCUUUUCUCAGCCGUCACAGGUCUUUGCUCAUGAAUCUUAGAACUGUUAAUCAUGCAAGCAUGUUAAUAUUUUGACUUAAACCUGGCUUCAGACAUAGCACAAGAAAAUGGAACAGCACGAAAUAUUUAUGGUUGAUGGACAAAAACAUUGAAAUCUAUCUUUUCCUCAAUUGAUUUAUGUGUAUGCAUGUACAUACAAACUAGCACAUAUGCAGAUAUACCUAGUUGCCUUGUGAAGGCUUUGACUUUAGCAAUAACUUCUGCUUUUGAGAAUGCAGUCCAGAUCCCAAGUAAAUGCUCUUGCUAUUUCUAUGUUAUGCGUUCAUUAUGUUUAAGACAAUUAUGCAUUUUCUUUCCUCAUGCUAAUAAGCAAGCACUUUAGACAGUCAAGAAGGAUGCAUAUGAAAUAUGUAUUAAUUACCAAAUGACAAAGGAUGAGUUAAAGCAAUUGUAAAUACCGCUGUUGAAGAAUGUAAAAUAUUUGUUCAGUUAUAAGAUUAUUAUUCCACUGAAGCCUUAUAACUCUCUGCUAUGUGUACAAGAAAUAUUACCAAAACCAAAUGUUUUAAUAAGCAACGCUGUAAGGUAUGCUUUCAGAGUAGCUUCAUGUUUAUAGAGUGCAUAUAGACCUUAAGCAUGUAAUGUAGUCUUUAGCAUUGUAUUUUGUACCACCUUUCAUAUUACCAUGUAGCUAGCAAUGGCAUAUUAUUUCACAUAAAACAAAACAAAAAAAAGCAUGGCUUCAUUUUUAAAGCAUUUAGCAUUAAUAUUGUGCCUUAGGGAAUAUACGUGAACUAUGCCACCAUUACUAAAGUGGCACAACUAAGUGCAGUGUACAGUUAAUGUAAACUCAACAGGUUUCACAAAAAAGUGAAACAGUCCUAACCAUUUAGAAAUAUUACUCUGUACAAUUAUGUCUUACUUCCUCUCUU